Onychostoma macrolepis is the source of this 1932-nucleotide messenger RNA. RefSeq names its product heterogeneous nuclear ribonucleoprotein H1 (gene hnrnph1). The transcript is spliced from 11 exons. Gene Ontology annotation, biological process: regulation of RNA splicing. The coding region runs from base 215 to 1444 and encodes 409 amino acids. Gene Ontology annotation, molecular function: RNA binding. Gene Ontology annotation, cellular component: nucleoplasm; ribonucleoprotein complex. The record is from RefSeq and is a predicted model, not a curated record. Lineage: Eukaryota; Metazoa; Chordata; Actinopteri; Cypriniformes; Cyprinidae.
AAUCCGCCUCAUCGGGGAAGAGCGCCGUUUAUCGCUCGUUCAUAUGUGAGCACAGUUCAGCUUCUCCUGUUUUUUAUUCAUUUACUUAUUGUAGACAUAUAUAAGAAGUUGUGUGGUAAAAUACUUUAUUAAGGGGUAGAUAAAUCACGUCACUUUGCUUCGGUUGAGUAGACGAAGCGUCUUUGGGGGGUUUAUCAGAAGGGUUGUUUCCAGCAUGGCGGAUGGAGAGGGUUUUGUGGUGAGAGUCAGAGGUUUGCCGUGGUCCUGUUCUGUUGAUGAAGUUCAGAGGUUUUUCUCAGAGUGCAAAAUUGCAAACAAUGGGACAAGCAUACACUUCACAUAUACACGAGAAGGGCGACCAAGUGGAGAAGCAUUUGUAGAGUUCGAAUCAGAAGAAGAUCUUAAAAUUGCAGUGAAGAAAGAUCGUGAAACCAUGGGCCACCGUUAUGUAGAAGUAUUCAAAUCCAAUAGUGUUGAGAUGGACUGGGUUCUGAAGCACACCGGACCGAACUGCCCGGACACAGGAGGGGACGGCCUGGUUAGGCUUCGCGGUCUGCCUUUUGGAUGCAGCAAGGAGGAAAUUGUCCAGUUUUUUGCAGGGUUGGAAAUCGUGCCAAAUGGGAUAACAUUGCCGGUGGACUUCCAGGGGAGGAGUACGGGGGAGGCCUUCGUGCAGUUUGCUUCACAGGAUAUAGCCGAAAAGGCUCUAAAGAAACACAAGGAAAGAAUAGGGCACAGGUAUAUAGAGAUCUUCAAGAGCAGCCGGGCGGAAGUGCGCACACAUUAUGAACCCCAGCGUAAGGUCAUGGGCAUGCAGAGACCGGGCCCCUACGACAGGCCUGGAGGCGGCCGCGGCUACAACAGCAUGGGCAGAGGAGUCUCCUUUGAGAGAAUGAGACGUGGAGGCUACGGUGGAGAUGGUCGUUAUGGAGACGGCAGUUCCUCCUUUCAGAGCACAACGGGACAUUGUGUGCACAUGAGAGGCCUUCCAUACAGAGCCACUGAAACUGACAUAUACAAUUUCUUCUCUCCACUGAACCCAGUGCGUGUUCACCUGGAGAUCGGCCCUGAUGGAAGAGUAACGGGCGAGGCGGAUGUAGAAUUUGCCACACACGAGGACGCGGUGGCAGCCAUGUCGAAGGACAAAGCCAAUAUGCAGCACCGUUAUGUGGAGCUGUUCCUAAACUCCACGGCAGGGGGUGGAAGUGGAGGAUACGGUGGCCAAAUGAUGGGCGGUAUGGGAAACCAGUCAUCAUACGGACACAGCAGCCAGCAGAUGGGCUCUGGCUACAGCGGAGGUUAUGGUAACCAGAGUGGCAUGGGGGGCUACAGUGACUACAGUAAUCAGGGCGGAAUGGGGAGCAGUUACUACGGUGGAGGGAGCCGCGGGUCCAUGGGAAUGAACGGCCUCAACAGCGGCAUGGGGGGAGGCUGGGGGAUGUAGCCUCUGGGGCUUUAAUAGCUGCUUUACAACCUUCAUUUGAACAGUGUCCUCUUUCAUUUGUUUGUUCUUUGUUCCCUUCUAAGUUGUGUUUGGAGCUGUACACAAGCAGACUUCUUUUUCCCUUUUGACAUGGUUGAAAACAAAUUCCGACUAGAGGUGGUAAUUUAUGUUAAAGAGAAACUCUUUAUUUGCUGAAAUGUGAAACAGCCUAUGUAUCACACUGGAGAGGUGCCUGUAAAUCUGUUUUUACAGUGGAGUAUUAAAGAGGUGAUUUUUGUAUCCUCUAUGGGCAACCUUUAUCAAAGCCUUUCGUACAGCUUGAUGUCUUUGCACACAGAGGUUUCACUCUCAGUGAUUGUAGCAUAUCUUAAACUUUUGGCUCCUGCAAAGGUGUUUUGCAUGUACUCAAUGCUUACUCCAGGCCGAUCGUUUAAAGAGAGUGUUUAAGUUUAGAAAAAAGAAAAGGAAAAAAAAAAAAGAAACGAUUU